Molecule: messenger RNA, 1432 nt
Organism: Alosa sapidissima (American shad)
Lineage: Eukaryota; Metazoa; Chordata; Actinopteri; Clupeiformes; Clupeidae
Product: ubiquitin-conjugating enzyme E2 A-like
Exons: 6
Coding region: 168-626 (152 amino acids)
Biological process (GO): DNA repair; protein polyubiquitination; proteasome-mediated ubiquitin-dependent protein catabolic process
Cellular component (GO): HULC complex
Molecular function (GO): ubiquitin conjugating enzyme activity
Source: RefSeq, a predicted model, not a curated record
UUUCAGUUGAGGGAGGCGACAUCAAGGAGGAAGGGGAUACUGUAGUAAUUCUAGAUAGCUAUUGGCCAGUUCUAUUAGCUAUCGUAAUAUUAUUUUUAGCCGCGGUGUAAACAAGACUCUCUCGGUAUUGACAUUUAUUUGUGUACAGUGUAUAUACAUAUUUAGAUAUGUCUACUCCAGCUAGAAGGCGACUUAUGAGAGAUUUUAAACGGCUCCAGGAGGACCCCCCGGCAGGCGUCAGUGGAGCCCCAUCCGAGAACAACAUAAUGGUGUGGAAUGCAGUCAUAUUCGGGCCAGAAGGAACUCCGUUUGAAGAUGGCACGUUUAAACUUACAGUCGAAUUCACAGAAGAAUAUCCAAACAAACCUCCAACAGUGCGGUUUGUCUCAAAGAUGUUUCAUCCAAAUGUGUAUGCAGAUGGGAGUAUAUGCUUAGAUAUCCUACAAAAUCGCUGGAGCCCAACAUAUGAUGUGUCUUCUAUUCUCACUUCAAUUCAGUCCCUGUUAGAUGAACCAAACCCAAACAGUCCAGCGAAUAGUCAGGCAGCUCAGCUUUAUCAAGAAAACAAGCGGGAGUAUGAGAAACGCGUGUCAGCCAUUGUGGAGCAGAGUUGGAGGGACAGUUGACCACGCACACCUGCUAACAAGCUAUUGUUUGUUUGUUUGUUUGUUUUUUUUUUCUUUAAAUAUGAGCUUUGUGUGGGUUUCCAGUUAGUGGGAUAUAUCUCUUGAUUUCCCCCCCUGCCCUACUUGUUAUGAUUUUAAGUUUUUAUGCACUUUACCUUUCUCACUGUGUAGGAUUGCGCCUGUUUUCUUUCUUUUUUCUUUUUUUUGCCUCAAGUGCUCCCCAUCCCCUCUGCUCAAUUUGUCUGAUCACAGGAUGCUUUUUACAAGAAUUUAGCCCUCAGCUGACUUUGGAGAUGCUCUCUGAUGCAAGAAUAUUGUGGUAUGUCACCGACAUCAAUGCUUCUUUACUCCAUUCCCAAGGCUGCCUAAGUUCUCAACAAAAGGACAGAAGGGGAUUCAAAGGAUUUUUUUUUUUUUUUUUUUUUUUUUUUUUUUAAAUAGGAUAUGUGGAAUCAUGAUCCAUGGACUGGUUGUGCUAUUGUUACAAAUCUCCUUUUUCCAAGAGAUAUGGGCACCCCCCCCCCCCACCCAUGGACUGGCAGAUACUGGUCUCAGACUAGCCUCAUGGCACUAUCACUUAUACAUGAAAUCUCAGUUCAAUGCUUUGUGCACGCCUUAGCUGUAUUGAGCUUUUACACGCAUGAAUGCUAGUGACCCCACAAUCAUAUUUCUUACUCAUGUGUUUAUGGAAACGUUCGUCUGAAUUUCUGUACAGAUUUUGCACUGGUUGUCCACGUCAGGAUGGGAUUUUUUUUCUUUCCAGCACUUGUAAAUAAUAAAAAAAAAAAAUAAAAGGCGAAACUACA